UUUAAUGUUUUAUUAAUAAAUUUUAUGGGUCCAUAAGAAAUUGUAUAUAAUCAUUUAGUGUCAUAUACACACACACUCACAAAGUGACUUCGGGUGUGUUGUGACUGGUGACUGACUUUUUAUAUCAUCUCAAACACACAGGUGUUUUUGGCAAAAUAUUACAAUAAUAUUUAUUAUGGCUAAUAAUAAAAAACAAAAUAAUAAUGUUUUUGAGGUCGCUGAUUCCAGAACAAAUUUAAUACCAACACGACCGAGUUGGGAUCGACCACUUGAAUUUUUUCUAUCACUGAUUGGUUAUGCUAUUGGCUUGGGCAAUGUAUGGCGUUUUCCAUAUUUAUGUUAUAAACGGGGCGGGGGUGCAUUUUUAAUACCAUACAGUAUUAUGUUAGUUACAUUGGGUUUACCAAUAUUUUUUUUGGAAUUAGCUGUUGGACAAUUCACAAGUAUGGGUCCUACGGAAGUAUUUAAAAAUAUUGCACCGGCUUUUCAUGGUGUUGGAUAUGCAACACUUGUGGUUAUUGCGUUAGUUGUUAUUUACUAUAUGGUUAUUGUAGCGUGGACUAUUUUUUAUACGUUUGCGUCGUUUCGCAGUGAAUUACAAUGGGGAUCAUGCCUAAAUAGUUUUAAUUCACGAGACUGUUACAGUAGUUUAGAAGAAGUCAAAUGUACUGAUAAAAAUUUAGGUAAUAUUAACGAUACAAUUUUUUGGAAUAAAACUUGUACAUCAGUCAAGCAAAUUUGCGAAGAUCAUCAUUUAUUUUUUAAUGAUGUGAAAAAUUGUCGUAAUGGAACAGAUGGACCUUUAGUUGCCAUAAAUAAAGUAAUAAGUCGUAUUUAUGCAUCACAAGAAUAUUAUGAAAAUCGUGUACUUGGUGCAAAAGAUGCAACAUGGGAAAAUUUUGGAUAUCCACAAUGGGAAUUAGUUUUGUGCUUAUUAUUAGCAUGGAUUAUUGUAUACUUUUGUAUGAUUAAAGGUGUUCAAUCGGCCGGAAAAGCGGUUUAUUUUACGGCACUAUUUCCAUAUGUUAUUUUAACUGCCCUAUUUAUACGUGGAAUUACGUUACCUGGUGCAAUGACUGGUCUAAAAGCAUACAUGGCUGUUGAUUUAAAUUUAUUAACCGAAGUAGAUACAUGGGCAGAUGCAGCUUCACAGAUUUUCUAUGCGUUCGGAAUUGGAUGUGGAUCUUUAAUUACAUUGGCUUCGUAUAAUGAGCUUACGAAUAACUGCCAUCGAGAUGCAAUUUUGGUUUCUAUAGCAAACGCAUUUACCUCAUUAUUCGCUGGAUUUUGUAUAUUUGCUGUACUCGGAUUUUUGGCACACAAUUUAGAUAUGCCUGUUAGUGAGGUAGUAACAGAUGGACCUGGGCUAGCAUUUGUUGCAUAUCCCGAGGCAGUGCUAAGGAUGCCACUGCCACAAUUAUGGUCCGUAUUAUUCUUCUUUAUGUUAUUCAUUUUGGGAUUGGGAAGUCAAUUUGCUGGUAUUGAGGCGAUAAGUACAACAAUUUUAGACCAUUGGCCACAUUUACGGGAUCGUCAACCGAUGGUUGUUUUAGGGAUUUGUGUAACAUUCUUUCUUUUGGCUAUACCAAUGUGUUGUAAUGGUGGUAUUUACUUGUUUACAUUAAUGGAUAAGAAUACAGCUUCAUGGGCGAUUUUAUUAAUCGCAUUGGCAGAAGUUGGCUCAGUAUCUUGGGUGUAUGGAUGUGAUCGAUUUUUGAAGAAAGAUUUGCCAUUAAUGAAAAUGGUUUUGUCGAAAUUUGCAAUCGUUUAUUGGAAAUCAGUAUUAAUAUUUAUUUCCCCGUUAUUUUUAGUUGGUGUAUUCGUAUUUACAAUGGCAACAUACACGCCAGCCUCGUAUGGUACAUCAUACGUAUUUCCAUAUUGGGCGGAUGCAAUUGGUUGGGCAAUAAGUUUAAGUACCUUAGCACCAAUGUUUGGUUUCCUAAUAUAUCAAGUUUGUUAUUUAAAGAACGAUUGGAAAACAUUAUUUACACCAACAAAUUUAUGGGGCCCAGCAGAAGUACCAAAAUCACAUAAAACAUCGACGGUUUCGAAUAUUAAUUUAGGUUUAUCACCAAAAUCAUAAUUCGUUGAUUUUUUGGUGAAAAUAAUU
Molecule: messenger RNA, 2113 nt
Organism: Chrysoperla carnea
Lineage: Eukaryota; Metazoa; Arthropoda; Insecta; Neuroptera; Chrysopidae
Product: sodium- and chloride-dependent GABA transporter 2-like
Exons: 7
Coding region: 176-2086 (636 amino acids)
Biological process (GO): sodium ion transmembrane transport
Cellular component (GO): membrane
Molecular function (GO): glycine transmembrane transporter activity
Source: RefSeq, a predicted model, not a curated record